This is a messenger RNA of Spea bombifrons (plains spadefoot toad), 4772 nucleotides long. RefSeq names its product bile salt export pump-like. The record is from RefSeq and is a predicted model, not a curated record. Gene Ontology annotation, molecular function: ABC-type transporter activity; ATP hydrolysis activity; ATP binding. Lineage: Eukaryota; Metazoa; Chordata; Amphibia; Anura; Pelobatidae. The coding region runs from base 216 to 4175 and encodes 1319 amino acids. The transcript is spliced from 25 exons. Gene Ontology annotation, cellular component: membrane. Gene Ontology annotation, biological process: transmembrane transport.
AUUAGGGGCAAGGUGGGCAGAAUCAUUAAAGAGUGGCAAUUCUAAACAUCACUCCCGCAUGGGAGAUCAAAGUACCGCCUUGGUGGCCUAGAGUCCAUCUGCCAUACCGGAAGCUUCGAAAGCAAAACCAGAUAGUUCCCAGUUAUGAUCUUCUGCACACUCCAAAACCAUAUUGCUCUAGUUUAAAAGCCUAACCAGAUGUUUAAGCUUGUAUUAUGUAUAAGAUUUUUUUCCUUUUAAGCAAAGAACAUCUAAGAGUUGUUUUUUUCUUUUCUAGACCUGAAAAAAAAACAAAGAAGAAAAAGGAAAAAGAAAUACGCGUUGGAUUCUUUCAACUGUUUCGCUUUGCGACAACAACUGACAUUAUUAUGAUGGUCAUUGGCAGUGUGUGUUCCUUAGUUCAUGGAGCAGCUCAACCUUUAAUGCUUUUCAUCUAUGGUCUAAUGACUGAUACGUUUAUAGCAUUUGAGAAGGAAACUCAAGCACUUAAUGAUCCAAACAAAAUAUGUGUCAAUGGUAGCAUUGGCUGGAAAAAUGGAUCAGAAUAUUUAUAUGACAAUGAGACGCUGUCCUGUGGAAUAAACAUAGAAGUGGAGAUGACUCAGUUUGCAUAUUACUAUGUUGCGAUUGGUGUUAUUGUGCUGGUGCUCAGCUAUUUCCAGAUUUCAUUAUGGGUUAUUGCUGCAGCUCGUCAAAUACAAAUUAUCCGUAAAGAAUAUUUCAGGAAGAUAAUGAGACUGGAAAUUGGUUGGUUUGACUGCAAUUCUGUUGGUGAACUGAACACAAGAAUUUCAGAUGACAUUAACAAAAUUAACCAUGCCAUUGCCGAUCAGGUUGCAAUCUUCAUUGAGCGGAUUUCUACAUUUGUCUUUGGAUUCCUAAUCGGCUUUAUUGGUAACUGGAAACUAACUCUUGUGAUUGUUGCAGUCAGUCCUCUUAUCGGUUUAGGAGCAGGAUUAAUGGCACUGGCUGUGGGAAAACUCACAGGAAGAGAGCUACAAGCUUAUGCCAAAGCUGGUUCCGUGGCUGACGAAGUUCUUUCUUCCAUUCGAACUGUAGCUGCCUUUGGUGGAGAGAAAAAGGAGACUGAACGGUAUGACAAUAACCUAGUUGAAGCACAGACCUGGGGUAUUAGGAAAGGCACCAUUAUUGGAUUUUUCCAAGGUUAUAUGUGGUUCAUUAUUUUUCUAUGCUAUGCGCUAGCAUUUUGGUAUGGAUCCAAAUUGGUGACGGAAACAAAAGAACUUUCACCAGGAAGUCUUCUGCAGGUAUUUUUUGGUGUUUUGGUUGCGGCCAUGAAUCUGGGCCAAGCUUCUCCUUGUUUAGAAGCUUUUGCUUCUGGUCGGGCGGCUGCUACAACUAUAUACGAAACAAUAGAAAAGAAUCCAGUAAUUGAUUGUAUGUCUGAUGAAGGCCAUAAGCUUGACCAAGUCAAGGGUGUUAUUGAGUUCCAUGAUGUGAAUUUCCACUAUCCCUCAAGGCCAGAUAUAAAGAUUUUACAGGAUCUCAACAUUGCUGUUAAACCAGGAGAAACCACAGCCUUUGUUGGGGCGAGUGGUUCUGGGAAAAGUUCAGCCAUUCAACUAAUACAAAGGUUUUAUGACCCUACUGAUGGGAAGGUGACUUUAGAUGGCCAUGACAUCCGUACACUUAACAUUCAAUGGUUGCGUUCUUUAAUGGGAGUUGUUGAACAAGAACCUGUUUUAUUUGCCACUACAAUUGCUGAGAACAUUCGUUAUGGAAGAGACAAAGUAACCAUGGAUGAUAUUAUCAAUGCAACAAAGGAGGCCAAUGCUUACAACUUCAUAAUGGAUUUACCACAGAAAUUUGACACGCUUGUUGGUGAAGGUGGAGGCCAGAUGAGUGGCGGCCAGAAGCAAAGAAUUGCAAUUGCUCGUGCCCUGGUCAGAAAUCCAAAGAUUCUGCUUCUAGAUAUGGCCACAUCAGCUCUGGAUAAUGAGAGUGAAGCUGUUGUACAACAGGCACUCGAUAAGGUACGCAUUGGAAGAACGACAAUCUCCAUUGCUCAUCGCCUUUCCACGGUCAGAAAUGCAGAUAUAAUCGUUGGAUUUGACAACGGACAAGCUGUAGAAAAAGGGACACAUGAAGAACUUCUGAAGUUAAAGGGAGUUUAUUUUACUUUGGUCACUCUUCAAAGCCAACAAAACACCCCAGAAGAUGCUGCUGUUGGCAAAGAUAUAGUUGCAGAGAAACAGAGAACCUUCAGCAGAGGAAGUUAUCAGACAAGUUUCAGGAACACAUUGCGCCUUCGUUCAAAAUCCCAGCUCUCAAAUAUGUUCCCUGAUGCAGUUUCUGGUAACUUAAGUGUUAUGCUACCAAGUGGCCUGGAUGAUGCAGAAGACCAAGACGAUUCAAUAGUUUCUAAGAAGAAAGAGAAGAAAAGCAUGAAAAAACCCAAAACAUCUGUUGUUGCUAGGGUUUUGAAAUACAACGCACCAGAAUGGCCGUAUCUUCUAUCUGGGUCACUAGGGGCUGCUGUUAAUGGAACUUUGAGCCCACUGUAUGCUGUUUUGUUCAGCCAGAUUCUAGGGACAUUUUCACUACCAGACGAAGCUGAGCAAAGAAGACAAAUUAAUGGAAUUUGUCUCCUCUUUGUCAUCAUUGCAAUAGUAUCAUUGUUUACUCAGUUCCUACAGGGAUAUGCUUUUGCCAAGUCUGGAGAACUGCUUACAAGACGUUUAAGGAGGCUAGGUUUCCAAUCCAUGCUGGGCCAGGAAAUUGGUUGGUUUGAUGAUAACAACAACAGCCCAGGAGCAUUAACCACAAGACUUGCCACGGAUGCCUCACAAGUUCAAGGGGCUACCGGUUCUCAGAUUGGAAUGAUUGUGAAUUCGCUGACAAAUAUUGGAGCUGCUCUAAUAAUUGCAUUUUACUUUAACUGGAAGCUGAGUUUAGUUGUGCUGUGUUUUCUGCCACUAAUUGGAUUUUCCGGAGCUAUCCAAGCUAAAAUGCUUACAGGAUUUGCAAAUCAGGACAAAAAAGCAUUAGAAGAUGCAGGGAAGGUGUCAAGCGAGGCCAUAAGUAACAUACGGACUGUUGCUGGACUAGGAAAGGAACCAAUGUUUGUGGAAAUGUACGAGAAGCAGCUGGAAAUGCCUUUCAAAGCAGCCAUUAAAAAAUCCCACGUAUACGGGGCAUGCUUCGGAUUUGCACAGUGUGUCAUUUUUAUGGCAUAUGCUGCUUCUUUCAGAUUUGGAGGCUAUUUAGUCAAUGUAGAUGGGAUCAACUAUACCAUAGUUUUCAGAGUGAUAGCUGCCAUAGUAACAAGCGGUACGGUUUUAGGAAGAGUUUCUUCAUACACCCCCGAUUACGCCAAAGCCAAAAUAGCAGCUGCUCAAUUCUUCAAGUUAUUAGACAGAGUCCCAAAGUCGAGCAUUUACAGCACUGAUGGAGAAAAAUGGGACAAUUUUAAAGGUGACCUAGAAUUUGUAAAUUGCAAAUUUACUUAUCCGAGUCGACCGGUUACUAUGGUUUUGCGUGGACUCAACGUCUCAGUAAAAUCCGGGCAAACUCUGGCUUUUGUUGGGAGUAGCGGCUGUGGAAAAAGCACAAGUGUUCAACUCCUGGAAAGAUUCUAUGACCCGGAUGAAGGGACGGUUCUUGUUGAUGGCCGCGCAACUACCAAUGUAAACAUAUCAUUUUUAAGAAGCAAAAUUGGAAUUGUCUCCCAGGAGCCAAUAUUAUUUGAAGGCAGCAUAGCAGACAACAUCAGAUACGGUGAUAACAACCGUGAUGUCUCAAUGGAAGAAGUUAUUGCAGCUGCAAAUAAAGCUUUUUUACAUGAAUUUGUCAUGUCUCUGCCUGACAAAUACGACACUAAUGUUGGCGUCCAAGGAUCCCAGCUUUCUCGGGGGCAGAAACAACGAAUUGCCAUAGCUCGGGCCAUUGUCAGAGAUCCAAAAAUUCUGCUCUUGGAUGAAGCUACUUCGGCUUUAGACACAGAAAGCGAACAGACUGUGCAGGCUGCCCUGGAUAAGGCUAGGCAAGGUCGCACUUGUAUCGCCAUUGCCCACCGUUUGUCCACCAUACAGAACUGUGAUAUUAUUGCUGUGAUGUCUCAAGGAGUAAUUAUUGAGAAGGGGUCGCAUGAAGAACUUAUGGCUUUGAGAGGUGCCUAUUAUAAACUAGUAACUACUGGUGCCUCUAUAAGCUAGACAUGGCUUGUACUGAAAUUCAGACAAAAUUGCAGAUACAUAUUUUUUUUACAUAAUUAGAAUGGAGAAAAUACAUAUAGUUGAUUAUGCUGGAUAUUCCCCUUGUUUCAGGUACCUGUAUACAAAACAUACAAUCUAACGCUGAUUUACAGCAACCCACCAGCUAUAUGUAAGAUCCUAAUUUCUCAGUCUACUUUUUUGUAUGACUAAAAUGCUACAGUCUUGUGAUACUGAGACAGAGCAUCAUCUGUAUAAGUGUGUAGAAAACGUGUUUCUACAGCAAGAAUGGUAAGAUGGAAAUCAAUAUGCUAGAUGAACCUGGGGACCUUGAAACCCAAGGAGCAUACUCAUCAACACAAAUUCUACUUUUAAGUCCCUAUGCUACAUCUAUAUUAAAGAAAAAGAACAAUUCUGAGCCAACUAAAUAUAAUUGACAUUACAUUUGUGUCUACACUAUUCAUGGUUAUUGCAGAGCACCAUUACACAUGAGUAAAGUGAGCAGGGUCUUUUUACAGACAAUUCAGCCCCCGACGACUUCCGUUAAAGCUUUGACAUGUGCUGUAUACUUUGUUAAUAAAACAUUUUAUUUACUAUUAA